Struthio camelus australis is the source of this 3816-nucleotide messenger RNA. NCBI's taxonomy places the organism in Eukaryota, Metazoa, Chordata, Aves, Struthioniformes, Struthionidae. The record is from RefSeq and is a predicted model, not a curated record.
UAGAGGAACUCAGCUGGAGAAGCCUCUGCUACUCCCAACUGAUCCUCUUUGCUUCCCUAAAAAUACGCACCCAGAACACCCAAAAAAAGGGAAGUUCACUCUUCCAUCAGAAGAUGCAGAAGCCUUCGUGAUACGAGCAAUUCCACAAAGUCGUCUUCUUGACAUUUCUGAGGGUUUUUGGAAGAAAUUUUGAUGAAGUUGUCUCCCAGGCAUUUAAAUAUCCAGAGGAACUGCUGAGAUGUUCCGACAAGCCUUUUUUUCCACUCUUCUUUGUAUGGCACUAGUUCCUCUCCACGCUCAGUUUGAGGAGGAUGUUGGAGACUUCAGUCCUACCUCCUGUGCAGAAAAGAGGGACUGCCCCAUCAAUGUGUACUUCAUCAUUGACACUUCGGAGAGCGUUGCUCUGCAGACUGUGCCUAUCCAGAGCCUUGUGGAUCAAAUAAAGCGGUUCAUCCCUGUGUUUAUCGAUAAACUGGAGAAUGAGGUCUACCAGAACCAAGUGUCCAUCACUUGGAGGUUUGGAGGACUUCACUACUCAGAUGUGGUGGAAAUUUACAGCCCUUUAACAAGCAGCAAAGACACAUACCUCAGCAAGCUGUAUGCUAUUAAUUACCUUGGCCGGGGCACCUUCACAGACUGUGCUAUCUCCAACAUGACAGAGCAGAUCCAGAGCCAGAUGGCCCCUGGUGUGAACUUUGCAGUGGUCAUCACAGAUGGCCAUGUAACUGGCAGUCCCUGCGGGGGAAUGAAGAUGCAAGCUGAGAGGGCACGAGACAUGGGGAUCAAGCUCUUUGCAGUGGCCCCCAGUGAGAAUGUCUAUGAGCAGGGACUGCGGGAGAUUGCCAACCUGCCACAUGAGCUUUAUCGCAACAACUAUGCCAUCACGCAGAAAGACACCCUUGACGUCGAUGUGAACACUACAGAGAGGAUAAUCCAAGUCAUGAAACACGAAGCCUACGGAGAGUGCUACAAGAUGACCUGCCUGGAAAUUGCAGGUCCACCUGGUCCCAAGGGGUACCGAGGGCAGAAGGGUGCGAAAGGGAACAUGGGUGAACCAGGCUCUCCUGGACUGAAGGGACGACAGGGUGACCCAGGUAUUGAAGGUCCAAUUGGAUACCCUGGCCCCAAGGGUGUUCCAGGACUGAAAGGAGAAAAGGGCGAGAUUGGAUCUGAUGGACGAAGGGGUGCUGCUGGCGUGGCAGGCCGGAACGGCACUGAUGGACAGAAGGGCAAGCUGGGGAGAAUUGGACCACCAGGCUGUAAGGGAGAUCCUGGUGACAAGGGCCCUGACGGCUACCCAGGAGAUGCAGGAGACCAAGGACAAAGGGGAGAUGAAGGUGCAAAGGGAGAUCCCGGCCGGCCUGGUCGCAGUGGACCUCCAGGACCUCCAGGGGAAAAAGGGAGCCCGGGUCUUCCAGGCAAUGCUGGAGCUCAAGGACCUCCUGGGAGCAAGGGAGGAAGAGGUGAACCAGGACCUCCUGGACCCAAAGGAGAGCCUGGUCGACGUGGAGAUCCAGGGACGAAAGGCAGUAAAGGGAGCCCUGGGGCCAAGGGUGAAAGGGGAGAUCCUGGUCCAGAGGGUCCUCGUGGCCUGCCCGGAGAGGUUGGAAGCAAAGGAGCAAGGGGAGACCAAGGACUGCCGGGACCUCGAGGCCCUUCGGGUGCUGUGGGAGAGCCAGGCAAUAUAGGAUCACGUGGGGAUCCUGGUGACUUGGGCCCAAGAGGUGAUGCAGGACCACCAGGACCAAAGGGUGACAGAGGCAGACCUGGUUUUAGCUAUCCAGGCCCCAGAGGACUGCAGGGUGACAAGGGUGAGAAGGGGCAGCUGGGACCAAAGGGAGGAAGAGGUGAGCUUGGACCAAAAGGAGUGCAAGGCACAAAAGGAGAGAAAGGGGAACCUGGUGAUCCUGGCCCAGGAGGUGAGCCUGGACCCCGAGGCCCACCUGGUGAACCAGGCCCUGAGGGAAUUCCCGGCCCACCAGGAGAUCCUGGCCUAACUGACUGUGAUGUGAUGACCUAUGUGAGAGAAACAUGUGGAUGCUGUGACUGUGAGAAGCGCUGUGGUGCCCUGGAUAUUAUGUUUGUCAUAGACAGCUCGGAGAGUAUUGGCUACACCAACUUCACCCUGGAGAAAAAUUUCGUUGUCAAUGUGGUCAGCCGGCUGGGCUCUAUCGCCAAGGACCCCAAGUCAGAAACAGGUGCCCGAGUCGGAGUGGUGCAGUACAGUCAUGACGGGACCUUUGAAGCAAUCAAACUUGAUGAUGAACGCAUAGAUUCACUGUCGAGCUUCAAGGAAGCAGUGAAGCGUCUGGAGUGGAUUGCUGGGGGCACCUGGACACCAUCUGCUCUUCAAUUUGCCUACAACAAGCUCAUCAAGGAAAGCAGGCGAGAGAAAGCCCAAGUGUUUGCUGUGGUGAUAACAGAUGGGCGCUAUGACCCUCGGGAUGAUGACCAGAACCUAAGGGCUCUUUGUGGUAGAGAUGUGCUCGUCAACACCAUUGGCAUUGGGGACAUGUUUGAUCAGCCAGAACAGAGUGAGACCCUGGUCUCCAUUGCUUGCAAUGAACCCCAGCGAGUCCAGAAGAUGAGGCUCUUCUCAGACCUGGUGGCGGAGGAAUUCAUUGACAAGAUGGAGGAUGUGCUCUGCCCAGAUCCACAGAUCGUCUGCCCCGAGCUGCCCUGUCAAACAGAGCUUGCAGUGGCCCAGUGCACACAGCGCCCCGUUGAUGUUGUCUUCUUGCUCGAUGGCUCUGAGAGGAUUGGGGAGCAGAAUUUCCGGAAGGCCCACCACUUUGUGGAGGAGGUAGCCCGACAGCUCACACUGGCCAGAAGCGACAAUGACAACAUGAAUGCUCGGAUUGCCCUUAUGCAGUAUGGCAGUGAGAAAGAGCAGGAUGUGGUCUUCCCACUGACGUACAACCUGACUGAAAUCUCCAAUGCCCUGGCGCAGAUCAAGUAUCUGGAUUCAUCCUCCAACAUUGGGUCAGCUAUCAUUCAUGCCAUCAAUAACAUUGUGCGCAGCCCUGGGGAUACGCAACGAGUCGCCCGGCGCAAUGCUGAGCUCUCCUUUGUCUUCAUCACUGAUGGCAUCACAGGAAGCCAGAACCUUGAGGAGGCCAUUGACUCCAUGAAGAAGCAGGAUGUCAUGCCCACAGUAGUGGCUCUUGGGAGUGACGUAGACAUGGAUGUCUUGCUAAAGCUUGGCCUUGGGGACCGGGCAGCCAUCUUCCGGGAGAAGGACUAUACCAGCCUCUCCCAGCCCGGCUUCUUUGACAGGUUCAUUAGAUGGAUAUGUUAAUUGAAGGGAGUGCACAUGUUCUCUUCUCACCAGUAUACACACCCUAGAUAUUACUUGUUUUAUUUUCUUCCCUUUCUAUGGUUGUUAGCAACUCUGAGCUGACCCAGAACAGUUUGUACACAGCUGCCCUCUGGGUUCUCCUUUCUAGCCAAAAUUCAGAGCUCUUAUUUGAUUUUUCAUGAUGAAGUCAUGUAUCUUACAUUUAUGGUGCUAAUUAAAACCAAAGUCAAAGCAGGAUACAGAGCCAUACGAAGUACUUCUGUAAUGCUUUACACAUGCCAAGCCAUUUCUUUGUAUACGUACUGUAAUGUUGGGAGGGCUUACCAAAGAAACAGGAAACCUCUCUAGUUCAGUCGAACAAACGAUCAUCUCUAAUUUUCAGAAACUCUUGCUCUCCCUUGCCCUCCUUUGAGGAGUUUUAUGCUUGUGACAUCCCCAGUUCUUCAGCAAGCUCUUUUCCCAAUCCCUUCCUCAUCCUUUUUCUUCUCUCAGUACUUCUGGCCCCAGAGAGCACUCAG